Messenger RNA from Heterocephalus glaber (naked mole-rat), 2185 nucleotides. Lineage: Eukaryota; Metazoa; Chordata; Mammalia; Rodentia; Bathyergidae. The record is from RefSeq and is a predicted model, not a curated record.
CACAAACCCAUACUUUGAGAACAUACAAGUACACACUCAGGCAACACAGAUACAUGCACUCAUCAAAUGCAAUAACAUAUGGAUGCUCAAGAGACAGAAGUUCAAAAAAAAAAAAAAGACAGAAGUUCAGCCACAGAAUUCCUACAUCAAAGGGUGCCCAGUUGCACACAAAUCCUCACCUGACACACAGACACAUUACUCUCCCAACACAAUGUCUGCUGCAGGGCUGUUUUCCCACCCAACCCUGCCAUCAGCAUGUCAGCUGAGAUUGUCAUGUCGUGUUCACUACUGCCUUCCAGAGCUGGCACACAGUGGUGCUCAACAGGUGUUGGCUGAAUAAAUGGGUGAACUGAGGGGAUGUCCACAGAGACAUACAGAAGCUGUAGAUGGACACAAAACAUGCAUGUUUCAGACACAGACACACAACAUGCAUGACAAUGUUCCUUUGUUAACUCAUGGUCAGCAAUCUUUCUCCACUGAGUCACCUAGAGCACCUUCAAAAGGAUACCUACCCUGAUCCUACACCCUCCCUUUCACAUCAUCAUCAUCAUUUUGGUUUUCUGAGACAGGGUCUGGGUAUGUAAUCCAGGCUGGCCUUUAACUCGAGGCGAUCCUCCUGCCUCAGUCUCCCAAGUGCUGGGAUUACAGGAGUAUGCCACCUCCCCCAACUUCCCCACAUUUAUUUUGAUUCAUAUCUUCAACUGCACACACUUGACACGGGACACAUACCGAGAUUCUGAAUAGACACACACACACACACACACACACUCCCCAAACAUGUACAGAGCUUAAGAUAAAAGCUCAAUAUAAGGAUGAGCACAUAGGUAUACACACAAGCCCCAAAUCCACCGGCUUUUACAGGUGGGCCAGGGGCGGGACUAUGGAAAGCCCCACCCACAUAUCAAUCCACACCCCUUUCUCUUGCCCUUUUUGCGUCCUGGAUUGGUCCUGUGCUGUCCCAGCAGCCACCAGACCCUAGUCCAGCACACAGGUGAGGGGCCAGGGCUGGGAGGUGGGAAGAGGCUCCACUGGGCUCCACACACAGGAAGUCCCCCCUGCCUGGAGCUUCCAGAUCCCACCAUGAGUCACCUCCCCGCUCUGGCACAGCCAAUCUGGGUCGCAAGCUUGCACAGCGCUGGUAGUAGUCCCUAAGCCAAUUGUAAGCUGAGAGGUGACCGUGAGCUAAGCUGGCGCGAGGGAGGGAAGGGGGUGGACAAAGAGAGGGAGGAAUUACAGCUGGGGGAGGGGGGGAUUGGAAGUGCCAGGGUUGCCCUCUUGGCCCUGAGGACAGCGGGAGAGGCUGAGGAUGAUGACAGGGUGAUGGGAGGUCUGUUGGAGGGCUGGUUCCAGCUGGGGUUGGCAUCUGGUCCUGGAGGGGUGGAAGGGACAUGGGUCUGAUGGGAGGGGAACCAGAGUCAAAGUCAGCCCUGACUGCUCCAGGCCCUGGAAGUGAAGGCCUCACUGGUAACCCAGCCCUAGUGCCGGCUGUAGUUGUGAUACAAGGGUGCCACCCUGAAUCCAGGAAGGGACAGCCACACCCACGCCUCCAUCCCAGCUGCCCUUAUCCAAGGAAGACAUGGCCUGGAAAAGCAACACUUGGCCCAGGGGCUUGGCCUGGGCCCUGCCACCAACCCUGGCUUGGAUACUACUAGGGGCCUGUGGUGGGAGUCACCUGCCUCAAGCCAGGUCUCAGGGCUGCCAUGGGCUGGCAGCUGAACCGGGCACAGGACAGCUGCACCUGGAAAGUGAGUACUCAGACCCCAAUGAACCCCCACUCCACCAGAGCAAUACCAGGAUGUCCUUUCAGAGGCUCAGGCUGGCCAAAAAUGAUGGAUCAGAGCACAGACCCUGCCGGGCCUGGUGCGAGUCCUUCCUGGGACACCUGCAGCGUGCGCUCCACCGUCAUUUCCACCUGCUGCUGCUGGGGCUGCGCCAGUCCCUGCCGCUUUGCAUGGAGCUCUGACAGGCCUGGUUCACCACCUGCAAAGCUGAUGUCACCUGUGGCCCUACUUGGCUGCCAAUCUCAGAAGACAGGGGUUGUGCGCCCAACUGCCCCACCUAUGGGCAGACCUUUGCCAAUGGGGUGGACCUCUGUCGCCUGGCCCUGGGUGACGCCCUGCCAGUGGCAGCUCCUGGCUCCUGCCAUUCCCUCAAUCUCCCCACAUCGAUGUCCCCGUGUUGUUGA